Penicillium argentinense is the source of this 1452-nucleotide messenger RNA. RefSeq names its product glutamine synthetase family protein. Bases 1 to 1452 code for a protein of 483 amino acids. Gene Ontology annotation, molecular function: glutamine synthetase activity. The transcript has 5 exons. The record is from RefSeq and is a predicted model, not a curated record. Lineage: Eukaryota; Fungi; Ascomycota; Eurotiomycetes; Eurotiales; Aspergillaceae.
AUGUCGAGCCCCGAAGUGACACCCGACAAUGUCGCCGAGAUCCUGCGCAAUGACCGCAUGGUCAAGGUAGCCGGGAUCGACGUGGAUGGCCAGCUGCGCGGCAAGCUGAUGAAGAAAGACAAGUUCCUAAGCAUCGUGACCGAGGGCUUCGGCUUCUGCUCAGUGAUUUUCGGCUGGGACCAGCACGACCAAACAUACUACAAAGAACUGACAAUCAGCAACAAGGAGAACGGGUACCGUGAUCUCGUGGCCGUGCCAGAUCUGAGCAGUUUCCGCCGCAUCCCCUGGGAAGGGGAUGUGCCUUUCUUCCUGGUUAGCUUUCUCGACCCAGAUACCCGGCAGUCAGUCUGCGCGUGUCCGCGCGGGCUGCUGAAGACCGUCUCGGCCAAGGCGGAGGCGGAGGGCUACAAGGCCAUGGCAGGAGCCGAGUAUGAGUUCUACCAGUUCCGCGCGCCCGGUGACCAUUCAACACCCCAGCGGGCUGCUUCGCAUACUGCGUCAUUUCUCCAGAACAAUCCCGUCGACGCGUUGCCGCCGUUGACGGAGGGGAUGUUCGGGUACUCGAUUACUCGACCACUGCAUAACCAGGAUUACUACUAUGGCAUUUUUGAUGCCUGUGAGCAGUUCCGCUGCGAUAUCGAGGGAUGGCACACCGAGAGCGGACCGGGUGUAUUCGAAGCUGCACUACAAUUUGGCGAGGCCAAAGAUAUGGCCGAUAAGGCGGGACUCUUCAAAUACGUCGUAAAAGCCUACGGCAUCAAACAUGGCAUCACGCCGUGCUUCAUGGCCAAACCGCGACAAGGCCUCCCCGGCAACAGCGGACACAUGCACAUAUCACUGAUGAAAGACGGCCGCAACGCCUUCAUCCGCGACACCCCCGACCCCUCCCCGGCCUAUCCAGAUAUCGCGCACCUCUCCGAUCUCGGCCGACACUUCCUGGCAGGACUGCUGGUCGGCCUGCCGGACAUCAUGCCGCUCUUCGCGCCGACGAUCAACUCCUACAAGCGACUUGUGGAGAACUUCUGGGCACCCGUGACCGUAUCCUGGGGCCUGGAGCACCGCGCCGCCUCGAUUCGCAUCAUCAGCCCGCCGACGGCCAGUCCCAAAGCCACGCGCUUCGAGGUGCGGGUGCCCGGCGCCGACGCUAACCCGCAUUUUGUGCUUGCGGCUGUCAUGGCGCUGGGCUGGCGUGGUGUGGAGAAGAAGUUGGAGAUUCCGGUGCCGCCGCUAUCCAAGGGGGAGGAUAUGGGUGGUGCGAGUGAUCAGGGGGUGCGGCUAGCGAAGAGUUUGAAGGAGGCAACUGCGACGUUUAUGCGGCCGGAGAGUGUGGCGCGGGAGGUGUUUGGGGAUGAGUUUGUGGAGCACUUUGGCGGUACACGGGAGCAUGAGGUUAGGCUUUGGGAGGAGGCUGUUACUGAUUGGGAGGUGCGGAGGUACAUCGAGACGGUAUAG